Messenger RNA from Protopolystoma xenopodis, 336 nucleotides. Lineage: Eukaryota; Metazoa; Platyhelminthes; Monogenea; Polystomatidea; Polystomatidae. The record is from the annotation of a GenBank genome assembly.
AUGAAUCCCUACUCAGGUUAUAAUUCUCGGUCCAGGCUUGAGCAGGUGCCGGCUUCUUGUCUAGAAGAGCACCAUUCUGUGUUGAUUGAUGCCUCUACACAGUUCCAAACUUCAUCACCCUCCAGCUUGAAGGACUGCGAAACAAACUUAGGCUCUCAGGUGACCUCUGAGAAUUCAACUAGCCCUGUUGAUGAUCAUAAUCAGAUCGCGUUUGCCUCUCAUUUGAAAGGAACUGAUAAGCUUACUGGACUUGUACCUAACCAUCAGAGCCUAGAGUCAGCAGAGACUUGUAAUCCGUCUCUAACUCCCCUACUUACUAUGCAAAACCCAGGUUAG